This is a messenger RNA of Ochlerotatus camptorhynchus, 1321 nucleotides long. RefSeq names its product Cuticular protein 76Bc (gene Cpr76Bc). Bases 46 to 1134 code for a protein of 362 amino acids. Gene Ontology annotation, cellular component: extracellular matrix. The record is from RefSeq and is a predicted model, not a curated record. The transcript has 4 exons. NCBI's taxonomy places the organism in Eukaryota, Metazoa, Arthropoda, Insecta, Diptera, Culicidae.
AAGCAGCGUGUUGCAAAAUUUGAAUUCAUACCGAACUGUGAGAAAAUGUUGCUCAAGGCACUAUUUCUCGCAUACCUAUCGAUACUGGGACCCCCGGUGGUGAAAGCCGUCAAGGAUGCACUGUAUGCAUAUGCACCGGAAUACGCACAUCCAUCGUACUCAUUCAGCUACGGUGUGAAGGAUCUGCACAGCGGUGACGUGAAAUCCCAGUGGGAAACCCGUGACGAUGGCAUCGUGAAAGGUCACUACAGCGUGGUAGAGCCCGACGGAUCAAUCCGCGAGGUGGACUAUACGGCCGACUCGAAAUCAGGAUUCAAUGCGGUAGUCAAAACCCAUGGCCCCAAUGCCCAUCCCAUCCAUGACGAACAUGAUCAUUUUCGGUACGAUGAGCAUCAUUCGCAAUCGAAGAUCAAUCACUUCAGCAAAAAUCAGGAUCACAUCAUUCUGAGCUCGGACGUUCCUCACCACGAGCAGGAUAUUGCCGAGCUUAGUGAAAAGAAACGGCCUACACCAACGCUACUGGAACUGAAACCACACGUUAACUUUGCUCACGAACACAAAGGUUACCGCCCGUCCUUCGGCGGUGAGAAGGAGGAAUUCUUCUCCAAGGAGUUUGACUUUACCAAAGAUAGCUUCAAACCAACGAUCCGGAUCGAAGAAGUCCAAGCACCCGACCUUUCGAAACUGAAACCCAUCUCCUCCUCGGUUGACUUUUCCCAUCUUGGAGAGAAAGAACUGGGUCCAUAUUAUAAUAAGGAGGUUCUCUACCAACCAUUCGCUCAAUACAAUAAUCAAGUUGCCCAUCCUGUAACUCUACAGAAGGUCAAGCAGAGUGGCAUUCGCCAAUCGAACAGUCCCAAGAAAAACCUGUUGAAGCCGUUCACCACACCAGGAUUGAAACAUUUCACCACUCCAAAAGUUUACCAAUUCAAGGCCCGUGGAGGUCCUCCACGACCGGACUAUUCCAGUUAUUUCCAACCACCGACUACUCUCGGCAAACGACAGUCACGAACCGGUCCGGUACUGUUUCCCAGUUCCCCUGAUGCCCAGAUGACUGCAUCGGAGAAAAUGAUACAAACGAUGAUGAAUCACCAGCAGCGAAGGGUACCCAUCUAUGCCAAGAAUUACUCGUAAGCGAGUGAUUGCUUUGCUUCUUCCUAGUGCAAUACGGAAAGGGUUGACGAUAAUCGGAAACGGCCCUACCGGAUCUGAUUUUUAACUUACCUUUACGCUGUAAUUAGGUGGCUAAAUCUUAUAGGCUGCCGAUUUAUUUAUUAACCUGUUACUAUGUGUUAAUGUGAUAAAUUAAGUAGACGAGUAU